AUGGAGUUGGAGUUGCCUAAUCGUUUAUACGGUGAGGGAUUGGAACCUCAGGUUAAGAAGAUUAAUAACAGCUGCCGACUAAAACUUCUCGAGUUGCUGAAAGAAAAAAUGGAGCCAGAAUUCGAUGAAGUUAUGAAAGAUCCCAUUUUUUCACAGAUUAUGGUUAUCCAGAAGAAUGAUCUGAAGUUUUCGGCGAGGUUGGUACACUCUUUCUUGUGUAAGGAGUUGAUAACAAGCAAGAGACAUAAGAAGUGGUUCACUUUCGCUAGGAGACCUCUGCAUUUUGGAUUGCAAGAGUAUCAUGCUGUCACUGGUUUGAAAGUGAAGCGAGAGAAUAACAGUGGGUUAGUGACUUGGAAAGAUGAUGAUGGUUUUUGGAGCAAGCAGAUAAAGACAAAUGGAAAAAUAAAUUUGCAGAUCAUUAAAAAGAAGCAUUUGGAAGAGAGCAAUACCUGGACUUGGGUUGAUAGGGUGAGACUGAUAUAUCUUUGCGUUAUUAUGGGUGUGGUGAUGGGGAAGGAUGAGAAGGUGAAUAUCCCGCAUCUGUACAUGAAGUUGGCGAUGGAUUUGGAGAAGCUUCGGAAUUACCCAUGGGGUCUGUAUUUGUUUGAUUUCCUUCUGAAGCAAAUUGAUAAAAUAAGGCAUAAAUUAGAGCAGAAAGAGGGGUAUCUGAUGGAAAAAUUCUUGUUUGGUUUCCAAAUUUGGAUAAUGGAAGCUGUUUCUGCUUUAGGAGAGAUUUGUGGCACAAAAGGGAUUUUGCAUUCAUUCAUGGAAUCCCACAUAGAUGGAGUGGUCGUUUUGGCAACUGAUUUUGUACAGAAGGAUGAGAAGAAAGAUGAAAGAGUAGAUCGCAUUUUGGAUAUGAUCAAUAGUAAACAUGAUUGGAACAAUCGUGUUUGGGGAGUAAAAGAAGCUUCGAACUCUGAAUUUGAGGAAUCUGGCGAAGAGAAAGGAGAUGAUCAAACAGCUGAUACUGAGAGAGGUGAAAAUAGUCAUGUUGCAGGGAAUGUUGAUGGCACAACUGAUGUUUCGGGAAGAAACAAGAGAAAGCAUGCAGACCGAGGAGCAGAGUCAAGGAAGAAGAAUGUUUUGUGCCACCUAGCUGCUUCAUCAAAAGGGAAUAUUGACACAGAUAUGAAAAAUUUCUUGGAAGAUCUGGUACAAGCUUCUUUUACUACUUUUGGGGAGAAAUUCUGUCAGCAGUUCUCGGACAGGUUGGGUAAGAUUGAGACUGAGGUUACACAACUCAGGACAGCUUCGGAGAGAACUGAGCAAUUUGAGACAGUUGUAACCGACAAUUUGAGCAGCUUAUUCCUUGGAUUGUCAAGGCCGUGCAGUCAUUGA
Molecule: messenger RNA, 1344 nt
Organism: Brassica napus (rape)
Lineage: Eukaryota; Viridiplantae; Streptophyta; Magnoliopsida; Brassicales; Brassicaceae
Exons: 2
Coding region: 1-1344 (447 amino acids)
Source: RefSeq, a predicted model, not a curated record